AUGUCAGGUCCCAGGAUUGCCUGUAUUGGUGUGAUCGGAAAGGCAGACAAUCCUCUUCACGUCUCCUUGUUUCCUCCCUAUUGUGAUUCUACGCUUGAAUUCUCUUUCUUGCUCAACUCCUGCCUCGACAUAUUUGACAUCCGGUGCAAGCACACCUCUAUUGAUCAGGAUCUUGGGCUUUUACAUGCAAUUGAUGAACGACUCGCUGCAUAUGGUUGGUUGACAACAACGGGGGUCAAGCUUUUGAUCAUUGUGGACGUGUUCGGCUCGGAAGAGGCUGGUAGUGCUGGGAAAACAGCUGGUCCUGCAAUAAGUGGCUUGAGGGAUUCUGACAUGAAGCCGGCAUUCCGAGCGUUGCAAAGUGCGUAUAUUCAGCUCUUGCAAAAUCCAUUCUACUCCCCCGACGAUCACAUACCGAUUCCUGGCAAUAAAGCUGCUUCUGGCUCGGUUUGCCAACAAAUAUCUAAUCAAAAAUUCAUUACGGAUGUGAAGCGUAUUGGUGAAUCAUGGGCACCCGGAAACGUG
Messenger RNA from Penicillium nucicola, 525 nucleotides. RefSeq lists its product as uncharacterized. Lineage: Eukaryota; Fungi; Ascomycota; Eurotiomycetes; Eurotiales; Aspergillaceae. Gene Ontology annotation, biological process: endoplasmic reticulum to Golgi vesicle-mediated transport. The annotation marks the transcript as partial. Gene Ontology annotation, cellular component: TRAPP complex; cytoplasm; nucleus. The transcript has 3 exons. The record is from RefSeq and is a predicted model, not a curated record.